GUCUGCCUCUAGGUGGGGAAGAUGCAGGGCAAUAAGGGCUUCAACCUGGAGAAGCAGAACCACACUCCGCGGAAGCAGCACCAGCACCAGCAGCACCCGCCGCCGUCCAUCCCCGCCAACGGGCAGCAGGCCAACAGCCAGAAGCAGCUGUGUGCCUUAUUCCCCUCAGAUGAAGGCCUGACUAUUGACCUGAAGAAUUUCCGGAAACCUGGUGAAAAGACCUUCACCCAGAGAAGCCGCCUGUUUGUGGGAAAUCUGCCCCCGGAUAUUACAGAGGAAGAGAUGAGAAAGUUAUUUGAGAAGUAUGGCAAGGCAGGUGAAGUCUUCAUACACAAGGACAAAGGCUUUGGCUUUAUCAGGCUGGAAACUCGCACUCUGGCAGAGAUUGCAAAGGUGGAACUAGACAACAUGCCUCUACGUGGGAAGCAGCUGAGAGUGCGUUUUGCAUGCCACAGCGCAUCACUGACGGUCAGGAACCUGCCUCAGUUUGUGUCCAAUGAGCUCCUGGAGGAAGCCUUCUCAGUGUUUGGCCAGGUGGAAAGGGCUGUGGUUAUUGUGGAUGACAGAGGACGAUCCUCUGGGAAAGGCAUUGUGGAGUUCUCAGGGAAGCCUGCUGCUAGGAAAGCCCUGGAUAGAUGUAGUGAUGGGUCUUUCCUGCUAACUACAUUCCCUCGGCCUGUCACUGUGGAGCCCAUGGAUCAGUAUGAUGAUGAAGAGGGACUACCAGAGAAACUAGUCAUCAAAAACCAGCAGUAUCAUAAGGAGCGUGAGCAGCCUCCUCGAUUUGCACAGCCUGGCAGCUUUGAGUAUGAAUAUGCCAUGCGCUGGAAGGCUCUGAUAGAAAUGGAGAAGCAGCAGCAAGAACAAGUAGACCGCAACAUCAAGGAAGCUCGAGAGAAGCUGGAAAUGGAAAUGGAAGCAGCUCGCCAUGAGCACCAAGUUAUGCUUAUGCGGCAAGAUUUAAUGAGACGCCAGGAAGAGCUGAGGAGAAUGGAGGAAUUGCAUAACCAAGAAGUACAAAAACGUAAACAGUUGGAACUCAGGCAAGAGGAAGAACGCAGGCGCCGUGAGGAGGAAAUGAGAAGGCAGCAAGAAGAGAUGAUGCGACGCCAGCAGGAAGGCUUUAAGGGGAAUUUUGCUGAUGCAAGGGAGCCACCAGACAUGCGAAUGGGGCAGAUGAGUAUGGGAGGUACCAUUGGCAUGAACAAUAGAGGAGCUAUGGGUGGUACCAAUGUCCCAGCUGCUGCACCUCCUGCAACUGGUCCUGGAGCUAUGAUACCUGAUGGAGCCAUGGGAAUGACUCCACCACCGCCUGCAGAUCGCUUUGGCCAGGGUGGCGCAAUGGAAGGCCUCGGAGCGAUGGGAGGGAACCCACCUGCCUUUAACAGAGGAAAUCCAGGGGGUGAUUUUGGCCCUAACAAGCGUCGCAGAUACUAACAAGAUUAAGCUACCCCCUGCACGUGCCCCAAAGAGGAAAGGAAUCUUGGCAGGCCACACAGGGUUCAAUGAGGGUGGGUGGGGGGAAAAAGGGGAGGUUGGGUGGAGGGGAAAUAGUAAAAAUAGUUAAUUAGGACCUGUUUUGGUAAAGCCACUCUAGGAUAGGACAAGGGGGAGUGCAGUCUCACUGGUAAAGGUUUUAGAAAAUUUCAUGUGGUGCAUUCCUAUAAUUUCAGUGUGAAAAAUGGAUUCUGGGAGGCUGCCAUGGUUGUUCAGUAAUGAUAAAAUCUGGCAAGGACCCUAAUGCCUUGACCAUUCCAGGUUUCCUAUUUGCAGCCGGAGUCCUGAGACUAAACUAGAUAAAAUUGCAGUAUGUCUUGGCAUUUUUUUAGUGUAGUGUACCUUGCUUAAGAGCACAGGGAAGUCUCUGGAGAACUAGGGCAGCAUCUGGGUACUUUGCAGCUCCCAUGAUUCUGUAAAUUUAUAUAGCUCCAAAUGAUCCGUCACGUAGUGAAUUGAGGGAGAUUAUAUGUUCAUUUAUUUCUUUUUUUUUUUUUUUCUUUUUCCUAACUUGUAGUUAUUCUUUAUCUGGACCAUCUGUUUCUUUAAAGUAGAUGACUGUCAUGUGCAGCCUGAAUGGCUGGGAGGCUCUUGUUUGGAUGGAUUUUUUGAUAACGUGUUGUAUCACUGUUUAUUUUCACUGGUAGUAAAGUACAAUCUAUUGGACAAAGAUACUGUAUCUCAUGCUGAAGAUUUAACUGAAACAAAUGUUUGUAUAAUCUUAACCUUGCCUGUCUUUUGUGUAGAAGUACUACAAGAUUUUUCAUUUAGUGUAAACUGUUUGAACACAAGCUGUAAUUGUCCCAACUAACAAGUUUUGAGUUUGUCUGAGGAAUGUUACAGGAAUGCAUUAUUAAAGUGGAUUUUAAGCCUUUUUU
This is a messenger RNA of Pterocles gutturalis (yellow-throated sandgrouse), 2375 nucleotides long. It is a transcript of the gene NONO, whose product is annotated as non-POU domain containing, octamer-binding. Gene Ontology annotation, molecular function: RNA binding. NCBI's taxonomy places the organism in Eukaryota, Metazoa, Chordata, Aves, Pterocliformes, Pteroclidae. The coding region runs from base 22 to 1437 and encodes 471 amino acids. Gene Ontology annotation, cellular component: nucleus. Gene Ontology annotation, biological process: regulation of DNA-templated transcription. The transcript is spliced from 10 exons. The record is from RefSeq and is a predicted model, not a curated record.